UCGUAGUCUGCGACCACCACCUGUACAAUCCUCUUCACUCAUCAAACUCUCAAAUGGAGUCACACACUCUCUCUCUUCUCAAAACCCAGAACCGUUUACUCACAGUCACAGCUCCGUGACCAAACGUCGUCACCUCCAUGCCGAUUGCCUCCAUCUCAAUUCUCCGCCACCGCUCCGUCACCGCCACCGUCACCGUCACUCUCCCCACCUUCAACGACCUCUGCCGCCGAUUCUCAACCGUCCGAUGCGUCCCUAUCGCAGCAGCAAAGCACCCUAACGUCACCAGAAAAUCGCAGCCGCCGGACAAGAAGCUCCUCCGAGCUAAACAGACCUUCAAGGACUACUCCUCCCUCGCCCCGGUCCUCUCUCCUCAGGACAAGCCUCCUCUCUCGGAAUCCCAGACCGUCGGCACCGUCGCCGCCGCUCAGGCCAACUUCAUGCGCGUCAUCGUCGAACCUCCUGGAAGCCUCGAGAAGAGCUCGGACGAAACGGCGUCGUCGUCUUCUGGAUUUCAGGUGGAGCUGCUGUGUGUGGUGAGGGCGUUGUUGAAGAAGAUAAAGAGGAGAGUGUUGGUUGGGGACAAGGUGCUGGUGGGGUCCAUUGACUGGGUGGACCGCCGGGGAAUGAUCGAGAAUGUGUACCGGAGGAGCUCCGAGAUUCUUGACCCGCCGGUGGCCAAUGUGGACCAUCUGCUAGUGCUUUUCUCUCUGGAGCAGCCCAAGCUUGACCCCUUCGCGCUCACUAGGUUUCUGGUUGAGGCCGAGUCCACUGGAAUUCCACUCACUCUGGCUCUCAACAAGUCUGAGCUGGUCGAAGAAGAGACAAAGGCUACAUGGAAGUCUAGGCUACAUAAGUGGGGCUACAAGCCACUAUUUUGCAGCGUUGAAUCUAAAUCUGGACUCGACUCUCUUGCUUUUAUUUUGAGAGAUCAAACAAGUGUAAUUGUGGGUCCAAGUGGAGUUGGAAAGUCUAGUCUGAUCAAUGCUUUGAGGAAUAGCGACCAUCAUGCUUUUGAUGCUGCAGAAGUGGAUAAUCGGCUUGAUCCAAUUUCAGGCAGCAAGUGGUUGGAGGAUCAGCGUGUUGGAGAGGUUUCAGUAAGAAGUGGUAAAGGGAAGCAUACCACUCGCCACGUUUCCUUGCUUCCAUUGUCUGGAGGAGGGUAUCUUGCUGAUACUCCUGGGUUCAGCCAGCCUAGUUUAAUGAAAGUAACAAAGCAAUCUCUGGCACAAGCUUUCCCCGAGAUACAGAAGAUGCUCAAUGACAGUGAAGCUGCAAAAUGCGCAUUCAGUGACUGCUUGCAUUUGGGUGAAAAAGGUUGCGUUGUAGGGACUGACUGGGAAAGAUACCCGUACUAUUUCCAACUUCUUGAUGAGAUCAGAAUCAGAGAGGAAUUUCAGUUAAGGACAUUUGGAACCAAAAAAGAGGGUGAUGUAAGGAUCAAGGAUGGACAAGCUGAACCAAGGUUGGAGCGUAAGAAGCAUAGGAGAGUAUCUCGCAAGAGUAUGAACCAAUCAGUACUAGAUGAAUUAGAUGAGCUUGAUGACGACGACGACGACUUACUAGAUGAGGUGAACCGAUAAGACAAUGAGGAGUAAGGACUAGUAGGAAGUUGCUUCAUAUCAAAACAUUGUAAAUAGCAAGUUCGAACUGCAUCUUGACACAAGAGGUUAGAUGGAUCUUAGCCGUACAGAUAACAGAGUGAAAAUAAUCAAUCUCUCGAGUCAUUUUUCUUUCUUCUGAUAUCUGAUAUGUAAGCAAAAGUUUCUAAGUUGGGAGUGAACUCAAUCACCGAGAUCUUUAGAGUUUAGACUUGAUCAUCCUUAAACCUUGAUUUA
This is a messenger RNA of Rosa rugosa (rugosa rose), 1835 nucleotides long. Its product is annotated as small ribosomal subunit biogenesis GTPase RsgA 1, mitochondrial. The record is from RefSeq and is a predicted model, not a curated record. The coding region runs from base 138 to 1580 and encodes 480 amino acids. The transcript has 5 exons. Gene Ontology annotation, molecular function: GTP binding; GTPase activity. Lineage: Eukaryota; Viridiplantae; Streptophyta; Magnoliopsida; Rosales; Rosaceae.